Molecule: messenger RNA, 2035 nt
Organism: Vigna unguiculata (cowpea)
Lineage: Eukaryota; Viridiplantae; Streptophyta; Magnoliopsida; Fabales; Fabaceae
Product: translation initiation factor 3 (IF-3) family protein
Biological process (GO): translational initiation; ribosome disassembly
Molecular function (GO): translation initiation factor activity; ribosome binding
Source: RefSeq, a predicted model, not a curated record
AAUUUAGUUACAGAGAACAGAACACGCGACUAUGGCAUAACAUAAAACGUUGAGGUUGUCUUCUCCCUCUUCUCUCUGUGCUAAACAAACACCAACCUCAGUUACGGUUAAUCGAACCGUUUGAUCAGUUGAGGUCAUGGCGUUGUGGCACCGAAUCGGAAAGGCGAAGCUCAGAACCCUCUGCAUCCAAUUCCAACGAUCUUACAUUCAUCUUCACCAUGCUUCUGCCCCCAAACCCUGCCAUAUGGACAUUCCACGGCCGAAUUCCGUGUUUCAUGCCAGACCCACCAGCGUUUUCAGUACCGUGAGGUUCUUCGCUGCCCCUGUUCAGUUUCAGGUAAAGAACAGGAACGAGGAGGAGGAUCCAAGUGAGCGACGGAUGAAUGAGAAAAUCAAAGCUCCUUAUGUCAGGCUUGUUGUGGAUGAUGGCCAUCAUUCAAUAGUACCAAGGCUUGAAGCAUUGGAACGUGCCAAGGCGCUUAAACUUGAUUUAGUUGAGGUUGAUAAAAGUGCUCAUCCUCCUGUCUGCAAAAUUAUGGACUACCACAAGGAAAUGUAUAAGCGACAUGAAUGGGAAAAGGACCGUGCUAAAAGCAAGGCUGACACGACAAUACGAAAGGAUGUUAAAGAAGUGCGAUUUUCUGAAAAAAUUGAAGCAAAGGACCUGAAGAACAAAGCAGAUAUGGUUAGAAAGUUAAUGGAGAAGGGUUAUCGAGUGAAGUGCAAGGUAUCAUCAAGCAAAGAAAAUCUGGACUUGACAGCAUUAUUUUCUCCUUUCAUUGCUCUGCUGGAAGAUGUGUGCGUUGUGGAAAGUGGACCAUUUAUGGCAAAAAAAGAUGCAUAUAUGAUCGUCAGACACAUUAAGUUUGGGGCUGCGAAGAAAAGUGGGAAAAAAUUUCAUAAUGCAGCAAAUACUGUGACUCAGGAAGGUAAUGCAGAGACUUCAACAGCCAAUCCUAGUGAUUCUGUUGAAUAUGAGAGUCAUGCAGAAUCUAGAUUUGAAACGGAGGAAGACCCCUCUGAUGCUGCAGAAUCACCCUUUCUGUCAAGAAGUAAUGAUCCAGUAUCUCCUCCUGUGUCUGAAAACAGGUAUAGGAGAACUAAUCCUCAAGGUGAAAACAACGUCCAAUCUAAGGCACAAGUGCCUCCUGCUGAGACUGAAAAUAGGUACAAAAGAGUAGAGCCAAGAAACAGAUUCCAGCAAACCUCAAAUAAUCCAGGUAUGAACAAUUACCAAGGUCCUGGAACAAGAGACACAUUCAGGCCACCGCCGCCGCCGCCGAAUUGGAAUCGGCCAAGGCAAGCGCCGGGGAAUGUUAAUGUUGAUACCAGAAUAGAGAAUAACAGGCAAGCUUUCACUCCUCCUGGAUCAAGACACUCAAUGCCUUCCCGUGAGAAUAUCCACAAUCAUCCUUCAAAUGCUUCUAAUACCCCUAGACCUGGUUAUGGCAAUUUUAGAGGUCCAAAUGGGGGUUAUGCCAAUCAUGCUGGUGCUCCCAAUACCUCAAGACCCAGUUAUGGCAAUUUCAGUGCAUCAAAUGAUGGCAUCCCCAAGCAUCCCAAUGCUCCUAAUUCUCCAAAGACCUUCUAGUUGUGACAUUUUUAGUCCUCCAAAAUGCCCUCAAACACAAGGUGUAUCAAAGUCAAUAGCAUUCAACAAAUAAGGAAUGUUAGCAACUCAAAUAGAGUAUGGUUGUAUCAAAGUUGACCUACAUAGGAUGGUUCAUAUAUUUGAAGUACAAAUCUGGUGCAGUGACACAUUACAUUACACUCUUUAGAAAAUGAGGCGAUGGGUGAAAUUCUUCCCCACAAAGUGCUUGCAGCUGUAUUUUAUUUACCUCAGAUGACCUUGUCUGGUGGGAAUUUUGUAUCAUCUGAUGUUGGUAGUAUUAGAAUGGAAGAACAAUUUUGGAUUGUUUAUUUAUCUAACGGUAGAGACGUGGAAUUUUUUCUAUCCACUCAUCACUGGAAGUUUUGAUCUGUUUGUUUAAUAAUCAUUCUUUCCUACGAAUAAAGUUAUUAACAUUGUAAUACU